UAUUUCCUUCGUCUUCUUCAUUUCAACUCAUUCACUCAUUUCAAAGAACACUCAACAACACGCACAACAAGAAAAGAAAGCAUGAGCGCUCAUCACACUAUUGUCAGUCUGCUGGACGAUGAUCCGCUGACCCGCGCAAUGAAGCAGCAGCAGCAGCAGCAGUCAGCAAAGAAGGAGCGAUCGAGCCUGACCGAAGCACAGCUCGCCCAGCCUCGUGCUCUGGCGGCGGCCAUUGCGGGCUCUGAGCGCGCAGCAGCAGCAGCGGCAGCGGCAGCAUCAGCAUCAGCAUCCGCAUCAUCGUCAGGUGCUCCCACGGACGCGCGCAUGGCGAUGGACAUUGCCAUUCGCAAGUCCGAAGAGUCCCUCACGCACCUCGUCAGCCGCGGAGACACGCUGCAGGGUAUCUCGAUCAAAUACGGCAUUUCUAUUGAAAACCUGAAGCGAUCCAACAACCUGUGGAAUCAGAACGCACUCAUGAUCAAGAAGAGCGUAGCCAUUCCAAUCAAGUUUUGCACGCCAGAGGCGUUGAUCGAGCUCGGAUGGCAGCCCGGAACCAGCCUUGCGGCUCUGGCCGCUGCUUCCACGAACGCUUCCGGCGCUUCGACCUCUGGGCAAUCCAACGGAUCCGUCUCUGCAAACCAACUCUUGCAAAAGUACGACUCGCAGCUCGCACAAUCCAAGGCCUUUGUCUCGAAGCUGGACUCUGCAUUCCCCGAGCCUCCUCCGGCGCUUGCUGUUGCGCGGAGCACUGCAGUCCCGCGAUCUGGCAGUGCGCCCACGACACCGCAGCCGCGAGAGCGACACUUCAUUCUCCCCGAGAACACGGAACGGCCUGCGUCCUUUGACAAGGGCAAGCGAAAGCUGAACGAAAACGAGCACAUUCUGGACGAUGACUUGUUUUCUUUGUAAUGUGUUUAUUCCAGUGCCUCUGGAAUGAGUUUGAACAACACGCUGUACAAUUACCAUCAAAACAAAACAAAACAAAAAAAGGACGAAAAAUACAAAAAAAACUACAAAAAUAC
Molecule: messenger RNA, 1022 nt
Organism: Capsaspora owczarzaki ATCC 30864
Lineage: Eukaryota; Filasterea; Ministeriida; Capsasporidae
Exons: 4
Coding region: 82-909 (275 amino acids)
Source: RefSeq, a predicted model, not a curated record